Molecule: messenger RNA, 2088 nt
Organism: Penicilliopsis zonata CBS 506.65
Lineage: Eukaryota; Fungi; Ascomycota; Eurotiomycetes; Eurotiales; Aspergillaceae
Exons: 3
Coding region: 1-2088 (695 amino acids)
Source: RefSeq, a predicted model, not a curated record
AUGUCUUCUUCACAACGCACAUCGCCCUCGCCGCCGCGGAGGGCACUCCACGAGCGAACACCGUCGCAAUCGAACAUGGCCUCGGCAGCGUCACCCGCCCAAUCGCUCCGCCUUGUAAACGAACCGAGGGGCCUGGAUAUCUACUCGGCCACGCCGUUUCCCACAAAACCUGAACACAUUCUACUGCCGCGCCCCGGAAAGGGUCAGGAAUUCGUGACCGACUCAUCUAGCUACGGCGUUGCGGACUCAUACGACGUUUCCACGGUCACCUUCUCGGAAACCAGUCAGCUCGUAGACGACAGUCUCAUCGAACGCUCCUUCAAUGAUACAUGGGAUUCUUCAACCGUCGAUGCGGUAAACACCCCUUCCCAGGUGUGGGAGGAGGAUCCCUCAUCUAGCCGCUCAACAUUCCCGGAUACCGAGGUGCUGGAGAAGCCAUUCGACAGAGAGGAGUCUGAGGAAGUCUCGGAUGCUGCGUUCUCGGACGAUGGGAUGCCUCCGCUGCCGACAGUGACCCCAACAAUCAAGGCAGUUGUGUCCGAACCAGGAUCGCCCGAUUUGAGUUCCGACGAAACCGCAGGUCCGGCAACGCGUGCAUCCAGCAAUGGCAGUCCCAAUGUGGUGACCAUCGGGCCCCCGUCCAGCCCCAAUUUCGUGGCCCUUGACAGCUCAAGUUUGAACUUUGUCCGCAUUGGCAACUCAUCGUCGAAUCCAAGCUCGACCACCCGCUCCAACUCUCUCUCGUCCAUGAACUCUUUAGGGACUGUAGUAAGACAUCCAGGUGCCGCCCAGUGGGCCCGCAGCGCCUCAUCGGAACAAUCGAGCUCGCGUUCACAAUCCUUUCGGUCAACACCUCCCCACACGCGACCAUUACCGGUGCAUCCAAAUGCAGCCUUUGCGCUGAAUUCCCGGGAGACCAGCCGCACGCGCUCCGCCACGGACUCCUCACAGGGAGAUCUGUCGACCUCAGAUAUGCAAACCAUCAUCGACAGCGGCGUGCCCGUCCAGUAUCCGAUCAUCCGGGCUCCAUCCUCGUCCAGUUCCUGGGUCGAUACAUCUAAUGUCGAAUCGUCAUCACCGGUUGAAUAUGUUCCUGAUGAAUCGUCAGGCCGCUGGAACCCUCACCUGUCCACCGUACCAUCGCAGUGGUCGGCCGAAGCUGAAUCGCGUUCAGUAUCCCCCGCAGUCGAUCGCUCCGAGAGUAGACUCUCCGUUCCGUCCAGGCCGAGUGCGGCUCUGCUCAGUCAAAACACCUCCUCCUCCGUCUGGCUCGUUACCGAUGACGAGCAUCUCGACAGCCUUUCCGGCCUUCGGUCCGAUGUCCUGAGUGAAAAAAAUCCGGGCCUGCCAACUAGUCUUUCUUCCGGGUCGAGGCGAAGCACUGCUCCCAGCAUUAGACGUCCCGGAACCAGCUCGAGCUUCAUUUUCAAUGUUAUUCCCGCCUGGGCGAAAUACUAUUACCGCAGCGAUGGCCGCCCCGCGAACCCGACCCUAGCGAUGAUCGAUGGCCGCCCGUCAACUGCACGACCCUCCACCGCAAACUCCAGUAUCCUCGGACACAUUCCGACGGCUCUGAGUAAGGCACGAAUGCAACCUAGGGUUGUCAGCGAUCCCCGGGAUCCCCGAAGUCACUGGGUUCCUGACCCUGACGCCGAGACGGACUACCGUCCUGAUACUUCCUAUAGCCAAUUACAACAGAGCUGGUCGCCGCAUCUCUAUCCCGAUCGACAACAAGCGCAAUAUCGGGGUAGUCUCUGGGGUGCUCCCUCACUGGACUCUCGGACAGAGCCCAUGUUUGGCCGUCGCAACGUUCAGGUGUACUCGUUCUGCUUUGGCUUCAUCUUUCCUCUUGCCUGGCUCAUUGCCGCAUUCCUCCCUCUUCCUCACCGUGCCAAGUCAAUAGAGGAUAGUUUGAGCAGUCCAGAGAUUGAGACGGCUCUUCGAAUGCGUGUAUUUGAUAUCGACGAGAAGCGCUACGCCAAUGCUCGAUGGUGGAGGAAUCUUAACCGAUGGAUGACUCCUCUUGGGGUAGCCAUUAUUAUCAUUAUUAUUACACUCGCCGUCGUAGGCACAAGGUCAGGUCUGUAA